AUGAUUAAUAUCGAUAAAUCAUCCAUAUCUUUUGAAAACAAAGUCAGUGGUCCGGUUAAAAAGGAAGCUCAGAGCAUUUUGGGUAUUUUAAAGGAAGGUGGAGCUGGGAAGUAUCUGGAUCUUCCUGAAUGCUUUAGUGGUUCCAAAGUGGAGAUGCUUAAUUAUUUGAAAGAUAGGAUGAAAGGUAAACUAUCGGGAUGGUUUGAUAGAACCUUAUCUCAAGGAGGUAAAGAAGUUUUGCUUAAAUCUGUUGCUAUGGCGAUGCCCAUAUUUGCUAUGUCGUGUUUUAAGUUACCUGUCACGACGUGUUCUGCUCUUUCCAGUGCUUUGGCGGAUUACUGGUGGAGUUCUUGUGAGCAUUCUAGGAAGAUUCAUUGGCAAAGUUGGGAAAAGCUUUGUCUUCCAAAACAUCUUGGAGGUAUGGGUUUUAGAGACAUUGGUCUUUUUAAUCAGGCUCUACUUGCUAAACAGGCGUGGAGGAUUUUACAAGUCCCAAAUUCUUUGCUAGCAAGACUUUUAAAGAGUAGAUAUUUCCCGGUGAAUGAUUUUCUAAAUGCUGGUCUUGGAAAUAGACCCUCGUAUGGGUGGAGAAGUAUUUCCUUUGGAAAAGAAUUACUGGCUGAAGGUUUGGUUAAGAAAGUGGGUAAUGGAGCUUCCAUUAAUGUCUGGGGAGAGUUAUGGAUUGAGGAUGUCGUAAUGCAUGCCCCUCUGAUGAAGAAUGAUAGGAUUAAUAUUGAUCUAAAGGUGGAAGAGCUUAUCGAUUUUAGCUCAAGAGGUUGGAACCUGAGUAAGUUAGAGGAUCUGUUUUACCCGGCUGAUGUUCAAAGGAUUUUGAAGCAUAAACCAGUGGUUUCUAAGAAUGAUUUCUUAGUUUGGAAACUGAAUAAAAGUGGACAGUUUUCAGUAAAAUCGGCUUACUGGUUAGCGUACCAAAUCAAUAAGGCUGAGCUCCUUCACCGUGCAGCAGACUUACCCUCUAUCAGUACCCUAAAAGAGCAAGUUUGGAAGUUACAAACUGAUCCAAAGAUCCAAACUUUUCUCUGGAAAAUACUGAGUGGAGCAGUUCCUGUUGCAGAUGGGCUACAAACUAGAGGUUUAAAGACUGAUGAUCUUUGUCAGAUUUGUGGAUUGGCGGGAGAGUCUAUCAAUCAUGUCAUUUUCAACUGCUCGAUUGCUCGUCAGGUUUGGGCACUUUCAAACUAUCCACAUCCUUUGAAUGGUUUUGAUAAUGGGUCAGUUUUCUCAAACAUUCAUCAUCUUUUGGUUAACUGUAACAAUGAGUUGUGGCCAGUAGAGUUGAGAUCUUGUUUCCCUUGGAUCGUUUGGACUAUUUGGAAGAACAGGAAUUUGUUUCUGUUUAAAGGCGAAUCCUUUAGCCCUUUGGAGUCUGUUAAAAAAAUUAGAAAUGAUGCAGAAGAAUGGUUUUUGGCUCAAAAACUUGGAUUAGAGGAAGACAGAGAGGUUAUCAAAAACAGAGGGUUUCAUGAGAAUGCAGUCACUAAGUUAUUGAAGCCUUGGUCUGCUCCUCCUUUGUCUUGGGUUAAAUGCAAUAUUGGUUUCUCGUGGUCCAAAAGGAACAAGUUUGCAGGAGCUAGUUGGGUGCUAAGAGAUGAGAAAGGGUUAAUUCUGCUUCAUAGUAGAAGAGCUUUUUCUGGAGUGAUUGAUGUUUUUGAGGCAAAACUCUUAGUCUUUAUGUGGGCGAUAGAGAGUAUGAUUAGCCACAAAAUAGAGAAAGUGGAGUUUGCUUUGGAGGAUGUCUUUUUGGUGGGAGUUGUUAUCAGCGAUUUGAAGCCGCUGAGAUUCAUCUGUUGCUAUCAGCGAUUUUGGACUGGAAAGUGGUGUUAG
Messenger RNA from Microthlaspi erraticum, 1845 nucleotides. Lineage: Eukaryota; Viridiplantae; Streptophyta; Magnoliopsida; Brassicales; Brassicaceae. The record is from the annotation of a GenBank genome assembly.